AUGGCGACCGCUUCGCCUCGGCGGGGGCCUCCCGGAGAGGCUUUGGUCAGGAAGAAAUCACCCAAGCUCCUUCCUCUAGAUGCUGUCCGGGUUUCUGCUGUACUGGAGGACUGCACGGACCAACUUGCCAUCCUCGGCUUCAUCAUGCCAGUUUCGUACGAGGGCAGGAAAGAUGUCAGCAAUCUCAAUGAGACAGAGGUCAAGAACGUUCUUGAGAACCAGAAGGAGUUGAGCACCAAAUUCAAGAAUCUCAUGGACUCUCGGGCAGAGAGCCAAGCUAAGAUUCCCCUCGAGCUUGGCAGGAUUGCGGAACUCGGGCGACAGCUGCAGAGCACCAGCAACGACCUGAAAAGGUCCAACCACCUCUUCAACAUGGUCACCAAACAGAGUGCUUUGUCCGUGGAUAACCUCAAGAAGGUUCAAGCUGACAGGCAAUACGCGAGUGACGUGCUUGAAGACACGACGGAUGAAUUGCUGACGUUGGGAACCUUUCAAACCCUGCAGCUAGCUGUGGAUAGAGAAAAGGAAAAGAGGGCCAGCGUCCAGGACCUUGUCCUCAGGGAAGAGAUGGGGAGAAAGAAGAUCAAGUCUCUCCAGAAGCAGCUCAGCGAUGUCAACAAAGAAAAGGAAUAUGAGCUGCAGAACCGGGGCGAGAUGGUCGCCUACCUCAAAGACCAGCUUCAGGAGAUGAAGGCUAAAACGGACAUGGAGAACCGCUACGUCAAGAAGGAUACGGAACUCCAGGUGGCCCAAGUGCAGAAGAAAUGCUCUGGUGCAGAGAACGAUCUGCAGAACGAAAUCGAGAAACUCAGAAACCAAACCGAGCAAGAGACCAGAGUCCAUAUGGACAUUGAGAAUUUCCUUAAGCAGCAGCAAACGAGCAUAGAAGAGAAGCUGGAGUACUGGAUGGAAAAGUAUGAGAAGGACACAGAAGCCAAGCAGCAAGCCCUCAACUCCCUGAAGUCUUCCAGAGCCGCUGACCAGGCGGCGCUGCAGGAAUUGGCCAAACAGUGCCUUGUGUGUGAGCGGGCAAUAAUUGAAGACCGGAAGGAAAAGGAGCAGGCACGGAAGAAAGUGGAACAGGAUGCUCUGGAGAUGAAGUGUAUCUUGAAGCUACAGGCAUGGUGGAGAGGCAUGAUGGUCCGCAGAUUCCUUGGUCCUUACAAGAACCUCAAGAAAAUGCUGGAAGAAGAGCCAACAGCCAAGGACAAAGGGAAGAAGGGCAAAGGGAAACCUGCAGCAAAGAAGAAGAAGAAGUAA
Molecule: messenger RNA, 1260 nt
Organism: Elgaria multicarinata webbii
Lineage: Eukaryota; Metazoa; Chordata; Lepidosauria; Squamata; Anguidae
Gene: IQCG
Product: IQ motif containing G
Exons: 10
Coding region: 1-1260 (419 amino acids)
Biological process (GO): sperm axoneme assembly; cilium organization
Cellular component (GO): sperm flagellum; cytoplasm
Molecular function (GO): protein binding
Source: RefSeq, a predicted model, not a curated record